AUGCCUCCACAACAAGUCAACCUCCCCAAUGGGCAGAUAUACAACAUCACCGCCGUCUUUGGCGGGUAUAGCUUCAAGUCCACGAAUCUGGACUUGCACCAUUCUGCCAUGCCGCCGGGGUGGACAGUGAUACUACAGACUGAGGACGAGGUGGAUGAGGUCAACGAAAACCUGCGAAGGAAGAGCAGGAUAUCGGUCUUGAGAGAACCGACCGACUCGGACGACCCCAAUCAGAAGCGUACCAUAGCACAUCGCUUUGUCCAGCCCACGAUCCAGAGCGAUUCGGUCUUCAUCUCGUCAAUAUCCAUGCCAGCGAACAGUGAUUUCAAGGGCCCGACAUCACCCACGAGGCAUAUUGCUCUCAUGCUGUGGGCCACACUAUAUUGGUACUUCCACAAGGACCCUCCGAAGCCCCAGAUUUGCACCGAGGAAGGUGCUCUGACACCUGAGCUGGGGAGGCCAAAGGCUGAAUGGCGGAUAAAGGUCAAGAGGGAGGGCAUUCUCAAGGGCAAGAACAUCAUGCAGAAAUUGGAACGAAUGGGUCUGGUCGCCAGCGAGGACUCGUGCGUUGGUACCGAUACAGAUAUCCGAUUGCCCACCGGUUGGGCCGAAACCUUUGUCAGCCAGCGAGCCUUCUGGCAGACCGACCCCAGAAUAUUCCUCUUCACCCUGGCACCGCAACAGCACUCACCCUUCCCAACACAAUCGCCGCAUCCCUCACGACCUGCAUCGCCCGACCGCAACCCCGAGAACCGGCCCUCACCGCGCCCCGUUGACAGCAUCGUCAACACCACCGGCAUUUUGACCGAUGGUCUAUCAGCCGGCAUUGCUUCGCCCGGAGGACCGUUCAAUUCUGGAUCGCAUCUUCCCACGUUCUACCCUCCACCACCUCCUCAAUACACCUUCACCAACCAUAUCCGCCAUCCCAUCCGCCCGAAACCACCUCGCCAGGGUGAGGUCUUCUACACGCGCUACAUUCCCUCGGUAGAGCAAUGGCUCUCCUUCCGUAUCCCCUCGCUCUCUCACCGGCCUGUACCGCACCCGCACCUCGGCCCAAUUGGCGGUUCCAUGCCCGCCACGGCCAACACCAACAGCAUAAUGAGCCCCCCGGGCAGUAUCGCAACGCUGCCCACACUCGCCUCCUUUGGUGAGCGACAGUCCGACCUCGACCUCCUGCACAGAUGGAUGAACGAUCCGCGCGUGAAUGCUGCGUGGAGCGAGGCGGGCCCGCGAGAACGCCAGCGCCGCUUCCUGGAGGAUGCGCUGAACAGCCGCCACAGCUUCCCCGUCUUUGGAUGCUGGGACGGACGGCCCUUUGGCUAUUUCGAGGUAUACUGGGUCAAGGAAGAUAAGCUGGGGCGGCUGUUGGGUGGAGAGGUGGGGAACUACACGCGGGGACUACACGUGCUCGUGGGCGAGCAGGAGUUCCGAGGCCCGCACCGUGUGAGGGCGUGGUUGAGUGCACUGGUGCAUUAUGCCUGGCUGGCGGAUUCAAGGACGGAGACGGUCAUGUUGGAGCCGAGGGUGGAUAACGAGAAGUUUCUAAAGUAUUUGGCAGAGGCAGGAUUCUAUAAGCAGGGCGAAGUGUCGUUUCCGCAUAAGCAGAGUGCGGUGAUGAAGAUCGAUAGGGAGAGCUGGGUGGCUCCUUGCACGUGA
Molecule: messenger RNA, 1656 nt
Organism: Cyphellophora europaea CBS 101466
Lineage: Eukaryota; Fungi; Ascomycota; Eurotiomycetes; Chaetothyriales; Cyphellophoraceae
Exons: 2
Coding region: 1-1656 (551 amino acids)
Biological process (GO): siderophore biosynthetic process
Source: RefSeq, a predicted model, not a curated record